AUGGUUCAAAGCACUGCCGAUGCAGUAGGCGCGUGUGGAAAUAUCAGAAGCAUUUCUUCUGCCAUUGGCAAAAAUGGUCGGCUGAGUCAAUGGCACAAAGCUCUUUGGCUACUGAGCGAGUGGGGAGCCAUGGGCGGGGAGAAGAAUGUUCUGCUUUUUGGUGCGGCCAUCAGUGCAUGCGAGAAGGGAGGCCGCUGGGAGCUGGCAUUGGCUUUGUUAUCAGAGCUCCUGCAAGAAGAGCUGGAAAGCAAUGUUGUUACAUACAGCUCGGCAAUAAGUGCAUGCGACAAGGGGGGACAAUGGCGGCGCUCUGUGCACUUGCUGGCAGAGCUCUUGGAGGUGGAUUUGCAGCCAAAUGUGAUCACUUGUACUUCUGUUGUUAGCUCCUGUGGCAAGAGUGAGCAAUGGAAGCAAGCGCUUUACACUUUCAAGGACAUGCAGGACAGAUCUGUGCAGAUGAGCAUGAUUGCAUAUAAUGCGGCCAUCUCGGCGUGCGAGCGCGGGAGCCAGUGGCAGUCUGCCCUGCAUCUGCUCGAAGA
Molecule: messenger RNA, 539 nt
Organism: Symbiodinium necroappetens
Lineage: Eukaryota; Dinophyceae; Suessiales; Symbiodiniaceae
Source: the annotation of a GenBank genome assembly